Molecule: messenger RNA, 408 nt
Organism: Homarus americanus (American lobster)
Lineage: Eukaryota; Metazoa; Arthropoda; Malacostraca; Decapoda; Nephropidae
Product: mulatexin-like
Exons: 2
Coding region: 1-408 (135 amino acids)
Source: RefSeq, a predicted model, not a curated record
AUGGUAACUUAUCUACGCUAUGGUGGUCAUGAAUCACUACUCUGGCUGUAUUUGGCCGAUCCCUCAGAACCACCAUCACCACCUCAACAGCCCUCAGAACCAUCACCACCUCAACAGCCCCCAGAACCACCAUCAUCACCUCAACAGCCCUCAGAACCUCCACCACCUCCACAACAGCCCUCAGAACCAUCACCACCUCAACAGCCUCAGAACUCCACCAUCACCACCACCACCUCCUCAACAGCCUCAGAACCAUCACCACCUCAACAGCCCUCAGAACCUCCACCAUCACCACCACCACCUCCAGCCCUCAGAGACAUCACCACCUCAACAGCCCUCGGAACCUCCUCAACAAACAUACCCUCCACAACAGCCCUCAGAACCAUCACUCAGCAGCCUCAGACAUGA